Molecule: messenger RNA, 429 nt
Organism: Caenorhabditis remanei
Lineage: Eukaryota; Metazoa; Nematoda; Chromadorea; Rhabditida; Rhabditidae
Exons: 4
Coding region: 1-429 (142 amino acids)
Source: RefSeq, a predicted model, not a curated record
AUGUGUCGAUUGAAAUCUCCGCCCCUCACUUGCUCGUCGGCUAAAGUCAUUCUGCAAAUAAUGCCUGAAGUUUAUCUCCAAGCUCCCUUCAGCGGACCAGGCAUCAUGGAUGAUGUUGCUACAAUCCAAUUUUGUAUAGACUGUCAAAAGAAAACAUACGCCAUGAAGUACCCCGACAAUGUACUACGAAACUUUACGUUUUUCUAUGAAAACCAAAAUCAAUGGGUUGGACAAAACCCCGUCCCCGGAGACUUUGUAUGGCAAAAAAUUAUGCCAUCAGUUGUAAUGGGGAAUGGCGCCGUGUUUUCUUUGUUCCUAGAAGAAUGUUGCCGGAACAGUGUGAAGAUUGAGGAUAAUAUGAUGGCAUUCAAAUUGUGUGCAUCUUGUUACCGCCGAAACUCAUUUAUCACGGAUUCCAACUCUCAAUGA